Molecule: messenger RNA, 5554 nt
Organism: Hemibagrus wyckioides
Lineage: Eukaryota; Metazoa; Chordata; Actinopteri; Siluriformes; Bagridae
Gene: tbc1d9
Product: TBC1 domain family, member 9 (with GRAM domain)
Exons: 22
Coding region: 358-4116 (1252 amino acids)
Molecular function (GO): calcium ion binding
Source: RefSeq, a predicted model, not a curated record
CUUCACCUCCUGCGGUAAGGCGCAUUGUUUAUUUGGUUUGCACGCGCAGGUUUGUAGCGAUGGAUCCUUAAAUACGCGAAUGGUUUCUGCUCCGAUACAAUCAUUUUCGCACUGUGGGUUGAUUUGAAGCUUCUGACUGGACAGUGACCAACCGAGGUGCACCUGACCAUCAACAAAAGACUCCGCGGAAUCUUAUUUAUUCAUGCAUGUAAUAUCGUGUGAUUUAAUGCCCGAGUCGUCCGAGUGCGCACCCGCUCCGGCCCGCCUGCGCACAAACCCCGAGGAUCUCAGCUGAAUCGGAUCGGAACGGAUUUGGAUGCCUUCGUAAGGAAAUAAAGCGAGGCUGUUAAGGAGAAGAUGUGGCUCCACCCGGAGGAGGUGUUGCUGGCCGGUGCGCUUUGGGUUACCGAGCGCGCAAACCCUUACUUCAUCCUACAGAAGAGGAAAGGACACGGAGAAGGAGGAGGAGGACUAGCUGGCUUGUUGGUGGGAACUCUGGACGUUGUGCUGGACUCCAGUGCACGCGUGGCUCCGUACAGGAUCCUUUAUCAGACACCUGACUCGCUGGUAUACUGGACCAUCGCCCACGGGAGCUCCCGUAGAGAGAUCACUGAACACUGGGAGUGGCUGGAACACAACCUCCUGCAGACGCUGUCUAUAUUUGAGAAUGAGAAUGACAUCACUACCUUUGUCAAGGGCAAGAUUCAGGGCAUCAUUGCUGAAUACAACAAAAAUCAUGACAAUAAGGAGGACGACGACACGGACAAGUUCAAGGAAGCCACAGCUAAGUUUCGGAGGUUGUUCGGGAUGCCAGACGAAGAGAAGCUGGUGAACUAUUACUCUUGCAGUUAUUGGAAGGGCCGAGUGCCCAGGCAGGGUUGUCUCUACCUCAGCAUCAACCACCUCUGCUUCUACUCGUACCUGCUGGGCAAGGAGGCCAAGCUGUUGGUUCGCUGGGCUGACAUCACUCAGCUGGAAAAGAAUGCCACGCUUCUGCUGCCAGACAUGGUGCGAGUGAGCACACGCUGCAGCGAGCACGUCUUCUCGGUGUUCCUCAACAUCAACGAGACCUUCAAGCUCAUGGAGCAGCUGGCCAACAUCGCCAUGCGCCAGCUCCUGGACAACAAGGGCUUUGAGCAGGACCGCUCACUUCCCAAACUCAAGAGGAAGUCACCUAAGAAGGUGUCAGCGCUCAAGAGGGAUCUUGACGCCAGGGCUAAAAGUGAGCGAUACCGCACGCUGUUCCGCUUGCCAAAAGACGAGAAGCUGGACGGACACACAGAUUGCACGCUGUGGACUCCUUUCAAUAAGAUGCACAUCCUGGGCCAAAUGUUUGUCUCCACCAACUACAUCUGCUUCACCAGUAAAGAGGAGACAGUGUGCAGCCUCAUCAUCCCCCUGCGAGAGGUGACCAUUGUGGAGAAGGCAGACAGCUCUAAUGUGUUGCCAAGCCCACUCUCAAUCAGCACCAAGAACCGUAUGACCUUCCUGUUCGCCAACCUGAAAGACCGCGACUUCCUGGUGCAGAGGAUCUCUGACUUCCUACAGCAGACCUCCUCUAAGAUCUACUUCGAGCGAGAGAUCACAGGCAGCCUCACCAGCUCAGAUGAUGAGGUGUACUCCCAGCACAGCAGUCUCCUCUCCUGCAGUCCACAGCGCAGCAGUCUGGGCUCAGAGGGCGAGAACGAGCGCCAGUUCAACCUCAACGACAACAGUGUUCCCACGGCAACGCAGGCCCUCAUGACCAUGUAUCGGCGCCGCUCGCCUGAGGAGUUCAACCCCAAACUGGCGAAGGAGUUCCUGAAAGAGCAGGCCUGGAAGAAUCACUUUGCUGAAUACGGCCAGGGUGUGUGUAUGUACCGCACAGAGAAGACCAAAGAGCUGGUGCUCAAAGGAAUCCCAGAGAACAUGAGAGGAGAUCUGUGGCUUCUGUUCUCUGGAGCCAUUAAUGAGAUGGCCACUCACCCUGGCUACUACGAGGACUUGGUGGAGAAGUCGAUGGGGAAGUAUAAUUUAGCAACGGAGGAAAUCGAGCGAGAUCUUCACCGCUCACUGCCCGAACACCCGGCCUUUCAGAACGAGAUGGGCAUCGCAGCACUGAGACGAGUUCUCACUGCGUACGCCUUCCGCAACCCCAACAUCGGCUACUGUCAGGCGAUGAACAUUGUGACGUCUGUGCUGCUGCUCUAUGCUAAAGAGGAGGAGGCUUUCUGGCUGUUGGUGGCGCUGUGUGAGAGGAUGCUCCCAGACUACUAUAACACCAGAGUCGUGGGCGCGUUGGUAGAUCAGGGUGUGUUUGAGGAGUUGGCCCGUGUGCACGUUCCUCAGCUGUACGACUGCAUGCAGGAGCUGGGUGUGAUCUCCACCAUCUCUCUGUCCUGGUUCCUCACCCUCUUCCUGUCCGUCAUGCCCUUCGAGAGCGCCGUAGUCGUGGUCGACUGCUUCUUUUACGAGGGCAUUAAGCUCAUCUUUCAGCUGGCACUGUCCGUGCUCGACGCCAACAUCCACCAGCUGCUCAACUGCAAGGAUGACGGAGAAGCCAUGACGGUGCUCGGAAGGUAUCUAGACAGUGUUACCAAUAAGGACAGCACACUGCCCCCAAUCCCACACCUGCACUCUCUCCUCACCGAUGAUGGAGAGCCUCAUCCUGAGGUGGACAUCUUUAAACUGGUGCGCACGUCCUAUGAGAAAUUCGGUUCUAUUCGGGCGGACGUGAUCGAACAGAUGCGCUUCAAGCAGAGGCUGAGGGUCAUUCAGACUAUAGAGGACACGACUAAGCGCAAUGUGGUUCGCACUAUAGUAACCGAGACGGAGUUCAACAUAGAUGAGCUGGAGGAGCUUUACUCCUUAUUUAAGGCCGAACACCUGACCAGCUGUUACUGGGGUGGCACGAGUAACCCGAUGGACCGUCAUGACCCGAGCCUGCCCUACUUGGAGCAGUACCGCAUGGACCUGGAGCAGUUUAAGGGGUUGUUCUUGGUGCUCUUUCCCUGGGCCAGCGGCGCACACACUGACGGUCUUGCCGUCCGUUUCUUCCGCUUACUCGACCAGAACGCAGAUGCACUCAUCAACUUCCGGGAGUUCAUUAACGGCCUCGGUGUCCUGUGCCACGGAGACCUGACUGAGAAACUAAAACUCCUCUAUAAGAUGCACAUACUGCCAGAGGUGCCUCAUGAGCAGGAUGAGCCAGAUUCAGCUUUCGAGGCCACGCAGUACUUCUUUGAGGACAUCACCCCUGAGACUUCCAAUGGCCUGGCCCCUAAGAGCAGAAAUGAGAAAGAUGACGGGUUUGUCAGAGUCACGUUCAAAAAUGAAAAAGUGAAGAAAAUGCAGACGCCCGAUUAUCGUACCUACCUGCGCCUGUGGAACCAGGAGACCAAAUCUAAAACGGAGAACAUGAAGGAUCUCCCAAAACUCAACCAGGGUCAGUUCAUCGAGCUUUGUAAGACGCUGUAUAACAUGUUCAGCGAGGAUGCUAACGAACAGGAGCUGUACCACGCCACAGCCACGGUGACCAGCCUGCUGCUGGAGAUGGGGGAGGUGGGAAAGCUCUUUUGCAGUCCCUCAAGCAAGGAGGAUGAUGCCGAUGAUGAAGAGGAGGACGAGGACGAGGAGCGGGCCACCGCAAGACGCAGGAAGCAGCAGAGGACUCGGGAGGAUCCGUUACACCGCUCCGUCGACGACAAGCUCCCCAACACGGCACCGAUGGAGGACAUCAAGCUGGACGAAUCACCCAAAGACACAGGUGUGUCUUCGGCCAUGCUCGUCUCUGACGACGAGACCAAAGACGACACAUCGGUGUCCUCGUACUCGGUGCUGAGCGCCGGCUCGCACGAGAUGGACGAGAAGCUUCAGUGUGAGGACAUUGCUGAGGACACGGUGCUGGUACGCAGCGGUGCAGGAGGAAAUGGGAUCCCACACAGCACCAGUAUCGAUAAAGACUGGGCCAUAACAUUUGAGCAGUUUCUAGCCUCAGUGCUCACUGAACAAGCUUUGGUGCGCUACUUUGAGAAGCCUGUGGACAUCGUGGCUCGCAUUGCGAACGCUAAGAACGUGCGGAAGGGGGGACAGACACACAUGUCCGUCAGCGAUUACGAGAUCUCUCUCUCGGGCUAAAUCUCAGCCGGAUACACAGUCUGUAAAAACUGACCGAUGUCCGUGUCCACCUUUAAAGUUUACGUCAAUGUUAUAAACAUGCACAAAAUGAGACUACAGACUCACAAAUAGUUUUCAACACUGGAGUAAAUGUUACCAAACUACAUCUACAUGAGCAAAAAAUGGUUGAUCUGUAUUUCAGACUGAUCUCCGAAGCCACGUUUAAAGAUCUGCAUAUGCACACACUGUCAUCAUCUCAACUACCUUUUUUCUUAAUCUAUUUAAAUUCUGUAUAUUUCUCGAAGACACUGGAUAUUUUAGAAAGGAAACAAGUGGCUCUUAGCUGCGUAUUUUCUCUAAUGUGAAUUCAUCCUGAAGAGUCUGGCAUUCUGGACCAGAAGGACUGUGAAGGACCCUCGCUUUUCGAAACAGGACUGAACAGAUUCUCACCUUUUUAAUCUGUAAAAAGCCGGGAAGGGACUUGCGUACAUACAUUAUAUGCUUGGUGUACUUUAUAUGGAGUAAUAAUGUUGCUAUUUAACAGUAUGUAAUACAGGUAGACUGUGUAUAGUCGUGUCAUGUCUACACACUUAUACCGAUUGCCUAUUCAGGGAGUGGCCCAGUGUCCUUUGAGACGUGAAAAGGAACUCGGUUGAGUAGACUUAUGAGCAAGGAAUAAGCAUUCAAUCCAAAAUGCUGCUUUCGGGAUGCUAACUGUUUGGGUUUGGCUAAGAGAAGCAUUUCGGAUUGACGCUGUUCCUUGAGCACAGUGAAAUAUUUCGAAUGUACAGUAGGACAUUUGACAAGCCAUGAGACUGGAAGUGGAGAAAGAGAACUGAAAUGAUUGGAUUCCCUGCUGUAAAGACUACGCAUGACUGAUUUGUCUCUGAUUCGACACUCUCCUGUUGGAAAUCUCUAUAUUAAUACUUCCAGACAUUUACAGUCUACAGCUGUGUCUCCUUAUCCGACAAAUAAUGCACUAGGUAGAGUGCCUAUGGCUUGAACAGUGCAAUAUAUGUCGGAGAGGAAGCAGUCAAGGAGUCAUCAUCUAUCCACUUUGCCGUCUGUCAUUUUUCUGUUCCGGGCACCUGCACUUUGAGUUCCUUUCUUCGCUGUAACUCAUCUAACGAUGUACUGUAUUUCACUAUAGGAGACGUAGUGCUCUCACUCACUCUUUUACAUGAUUCUCAUACACAACACACCACAUAACCUCGCUGAUGGGUUUAUUCCUCUUUAUUCUCCACCUUUCUCCAUUUCUUUCCUCAGCAUCACAUGCAUGUGGCAUGACUGUCCACUUUCAUGUAAGCUUUUUUUUUUAUUUUUUAUUUAAAAAAAAAUCAUUUUAAUGCUGCUGUUUUUAGUAGUUCCUCUGUGAAUUGUUUUAACUGUCCUGUAUAGAUUUGCUCCAAAUAAUAAUAAUAAUAAAAAAAAAGUACAAACGAAUUAUUAUGCUACCUAU